GAACGAGGGAGCUCCGCAUCAUCUCUGGAGCACGGUCGGUCGUUUCUUUCCCCUUAGGCUAGGCUGGUUCCAACUCCGAGGACCCCCUGCCCCUCGCGGCGCUGCUAUGUCGCAGUUCGUGUUCGAGAGUGACCUACACUCGCUGCUGCAGCUGGACGCACCCAUCCCCAAUGCACCCCCUGCGCGCUGGCAACGCAAGGCGAAGGAAACGGCGAGACCGACCCCAUCACCCAUGCGGGCCGUCAACCGAUCCCACAGUGCCGGUCGCACCCCGGGUCGCACUCCUGGGAAGUCUAAUUCCAAGGCGCAGACCACCCCUAGCAAACCGGGCGGUGACCGCUAUAUCCCCCAGCGCAGUGCCUCCCAGAUGGAGGUGGCCAGCUUCCUCCUGAGCAAAGAGAAUCAGCCUGAGAACAGCCAGACACCCACCAAGAAGGAGCAUCAGAAGGCCUGGGCUCUGAACCUGAACGGUUUUGAUGUGGAGGAAGCCAAGAUCCUUCGGCUCAGUGGCAAACCACAGAAUGCCCCGGAAGGUUACCAGAACAGACUGAAAGUGCUGUACAGCCAGAAGGCCACGCCUGGCUCUAGCCGGAAGACCUGCCGCUACAUUCCUUCCCUACCAGACCGAAUCCUGGAUGCCCCCGAAAUCCGGAAUGACUACUACCUGAAUCUGAUUGACUGGAGCUCAGGGAAUGUCCUGGCGGUAGCCCUGGACAACAGCGUUUACUUGUGGAGUGCAAGCUCUGGUGAUAUCCUGCAACUGUUGCAAAUGGAACAGCCUGGGGACUACGUGUCCUCUGUGGCCUGGAUCAAGGAAGGCAACUACCUGGCUGUGGGCACCAGCAGUGCGGAGGUGCAGCUCUGGGAUGUGCAGCAGCAGAAGCGGCUCCGCAACAUGACUAGUCACUCUUCCCGAGUGGGCGCCUUGAGUUGGAACAGCUAUAUCCUCUCCAGUGGCUCACGCUCCGGCCACAUACACCACCACGAUGUUCGGGUAGCAGAUCACCACGUGGCCACACUGAGUGGUCACAGCCAGGAAGUGUGUGGGCUGCGCUGGGCCCCAGAUGGACGACACUUGGCUAGUGGUGGCAACGAUAACGUGGUGAACGUGUGGCCCAGUGCCCCUGGAGAGGCUGGCUGGGCUCCCCUGCAGACAUUCACUCAGCAUCAAGGGGCUGUCAAGGCUGUAGCUUGGUGUCCCUGGCAAUCCAAUAUCCUGGCAACAGGAGGGGGCACCAGUGAUCGACACAUUCGCAUCUGGAACGUGUGCUCAGGGGCCUGUCUGAAUGCUGUGGAUGCCCAUUCCCAGGUGUGCUCCAUCCUCUGGUCUUCCCACUACAAGGAGCUCAUCUCCGGCCACGGCUUUGCCCAGAACCAGCUGGUUAUUUGGAAGUACCCAACCAUGGCCAAGGUGGCUGAGCUCAAAGGUCACACAGCCCGCGUCCUGAGUCUGACCAUGAGCCCGGAUGGGGCCACAGUGGCAUCAGCAGCAGCAGAUGAGACUCUGCGGCUGUGGCGCUGCUUUGAGUUGGACCCUGCACGGCGGCGGGAGCGGGAAAAAGCCAGCGCGUCGAAAAGCAGCCUCAUCCACCAAGGCAUUCGUUAAAGCCCCACUCAGCACCUGUUUUUUGUUUUUGUUUUUUUUUUUUACUUUUUUAAUAAAGUCAUGUCUUCCUU
Molecule: messenger RNA, 1677 nt
Organism: Ochotona curzoniae (black-lipped pika)
Lineage: Eukaryota; Metazoa; Chordata; Mammalia; Lagomorpha; Ochotonidae
Gene: CDC20
Product: cell division cycle 20
Exons: 10
Coding region: 107-1606 (499 amino acids)
Biological process (GO): positive regulation of anaphase-promoting complex-dependent catabolic process; anaphase-promoting complex-dependent catabolic process; positive regulation of ubiquitin protein ligase activity
Cellular component (GO): anaphase-promoting complex
Molecular function (GO): protein binding; ubiquitin ligase activator activity; anaphase-promoting complex binding
Source: RefSeq, a predicted model, not a curated record